Messenger RNA from Oppia nitens, 1026 nucleotides. Its product is annotated as lymphocyte antigen 75-like. Lineage: Eukaryota; Metazoa; Arthropoda; Arachnida; Sarcoptiformes; Oppiidae. The transcript is spliced from 2 exons. The coding region runs from base 16 to 1020 and encodes 334 amino acids. The record is from RefSeq and is a predicted model, not a curated record.
AGCAAAAUAAYUAUUAUGAAUUACUUUAUAUUAUUGAGUAUUAUUAUACUAAUAGAUCAAAGUCUUACAAUUAAUGGCGAUUGUGGGGAUUGGAUAUCAUAUCACAACCAAAAAUGUUUUAAAGUCAUCCCAAAGGUUGGCACAUAUCAGGAAGCGUUUGACACAUGCAGUCAUUACGAUAGGAGUUCCACAUUGAUUACAAUACACUCGCAAACAGAAAAUGAUUUUCUAUAUAAUUUGGUCAAACCGUACGCAGCAAACGUGGGAGGGGUGUGGUUGGGCACCAUAUAUAAAAACAAUGUGUUUCAGUGGGUCGACCAUAAAUUAAUACAUUUCAGUAAGUGGGCCUACGGUAAUCCACACGCCAGUACUGCACAUCGAGACUGUGCCCAAAUGUCAUUGAUUAACCCGAUUGCCGGUAAUUGGGUGGACGAGCCAUGCAGUCUCAAAGCACUGAUUGUCUGCCAACGCUAUGUCCAACAGGACUGUCCUAAUUAUAAACCUGCGAUUACGGGACUCCAUAACCACUUGGAUGUCACUUACGCUAAGAUGGAGGCGAACAAUAAAAAGUACGAUGCUGAAAUCAAAAUUUUAGUCAAUGCUAUUAAUGAGGAAUAUCAAGAACUUCAAAAACUUGUCAAACAGUCGGUUCCCAUCGGAUUCAUAUAUAUUCAGUUACCUAAACAGUUGGAACCGACCAAACUGUGGCCUAAUGUCAAAUGGACGGACAUCAGUGCUGAAUAUGCCGGUCUUUUUUUUAGGGUAGAGGGCGGCAAUUCAGCACCGUUUGGGGACAUACAGAAUGCUAACUACUCGCGCAUUGAAUAUUAUCGGACCAGACAUUUCAUAGGACUUAACUUCAAAAAAUUAAUUGGACCCAUAAAUCGUCGCACAGUUGAGGGCAAGUGGUUGACACCCAAAGAUUUACCAGAAGCCACAUAUUUGAGUAAUAUAUAUACCAGUAAAGGGGAAAACAGACCCAUCAAUACUGCCGUUAAAAUAUGGAAAUGUGUUGAAUAAAAAUUA